AUGGAAGGAGGCGUAUCUGAGGAGGCUUUGGCCGUGGUGGUCGCUCCUGUGGGUUCCUUGGAGCCCAAGAUGAAAGAGGAGAAACCUUGCCCAUCCUCAAUGCCUGACCUGUUAUCCUACUGGAAGGAAAAAGAAGAGGAGGAAGAGGGGAACGCUGCUGACCUCGGCAGUUUUUCACCCUCUCCUUCUGUCCCAACGGUGGUGAAGCAGCACCGCCCUUCCGAAGUCCACGAGAUGCUUUCCUACUUAAAAAAGGAGGAGGAGGAGGAGGAGGAGGAGGAAGAGCUGGCUGAGAUAGCAUCCCUGGCCCCUCUACGUGUUCUUCCACCCCCUGCUCCCCCUCCUGUUCUACCAGCCUAUAUGGCUACACUGGGUAGGUCCAUCCUUCCGGGAGAAAGGAAGAUGUUCCCUUUUUUCACGCCCGUAACCCACCUCUCUGAUUCAACUCAUGCCAAGCGUGUCCGUGACCGGGAGAUCUUAACAGCGGGUGGAGUCCCAUCACCUGUGCAGAAGAAAACCACCUCGGCUGUUUGGGAUUACUUCACUCUGGACCCACAGGAACCUUGCGUGGCUGUUUGUAGCACGUGCCAGAAACGGGUGAGGAGAGGAAAGGACGGAGGCACCCGACCGGGCACCACAGCCCUCCAUAAGCACUUGAAGGUCCACCAUGGGCUUCUCCUGCCAGGUGUUGCGGUGGUUCCUCCAUCUCCGCUGAUGCCCCUAAAGGAGAGGUCCCACAGCACUCCCAUGGUGGUCACCGAGCCUUCUCCUCCAACCUUCCUAUUUGCCCGGCAAGAGAGGAACCAACCCUACUACCCUCCCACCCACCCAACAGCCAUCCAGUUGGCUUCCGAUACCGCAUGGAUGCUCGCGGUGGACAUGCAGCCUUUCUCCUGCGUGGAGAGUGAAGGAUUUUGUCGGCUGAUGGCCACCGCUCAGCCUCGUUGGAUGAUCCCUAGCCGGACGUUCUUCGCCACCAAGGCAGUGCCUGAGUUAUCCAAAGUGGUGUCCCGGGCUGUGCGUCAAACGGUGGCCUGCAGCAUCGGCCGCAUGGUCCAUAUCACAAUAGACACCUGGGGCGACAGGCAAACAGCCAUGUACAUGUCGGUGACGGGACACUGGAUCGCAGAGUUAGCAGGCACCCUCACCAGGCAACACGCCACUCUGUCGGUGUGCACCUUUGAAGGCUGCUCUGCCCCAGAGGACAUUUGCCACAAGUUGCAAGAAGUCCUCCAGGAUUGGCUGUGCGAUCUGAAGACGGGUGGCAUAGUGUCCGACAGCGGAACCAAUGCAGCAAGGGCGGUGCAAGAGCUGCGCCUCAAGCACGUUCCUUGCCUGGCCCGUUGUCUGAAGCUGGUCACCAAAGUGUUUUUGGCUGGGGAUGCUCAAGUCGAACGUCUCCUGAAAACUUCCAGGAGGAUAUGCAGCUGCUACCGCCGCUCGUCCGCCAUCCGACGGCGUCUCCUGGAAGUACAGGCCAACUUGGGCUUGCGUCAGCCUCUGGGGCCAAAUGCUCAAGCGAGGUCCAACUCCACCUUGCUGAUGUUGGAGUGCCUGUAUAGGCAGCGUCAAGCCAUCGGGGCCAUGCUGGAUGAAGACGAAGAGGGCUCCCAUCUGCUUUUGGCGCCCGCAGACUGGAAGGUGAUGAAGUGCUUGGUGGAGAUCUUGAAGCCGUUUGAGGAUGCCACUGCGCUGGUUAUUCGGCCUGACGCAACUCUCUGCCAAGCCCUUCCUCUCCUGUGGUUCUUGGAGGAACAGCUCAGGGCGUUGCGGACCAGAUACUACCAAGAAAAUAAUAAUACCGCAGCUCGCCUGACCACGCAGGCGUUGGACUGCCUUGAGGCUGACAAUCAGCUGCGGGAAAUAAAGGACAAUAUGAUGUAUCGGAUCGCGGCCUUCCUUGACCCCCGAUUCAGAGACAUCACCACCAUGAAGCUGGGUGGGACGGACCUGAGUGACGCCGCCCUGCUGAAGGAGCGCAUCGUUGACUUGGCCACCAGGUCCUAUGUGCCUCCUGGAGGGGCAGAUACAGAGUUCUCGCCACUCAGUCACUCUUCUCAAGACCAAAACAUCAGUUCCGGCAGCUGUCCCGGCUCAGCAGCUUGGCAGUUCACCAUGAAACGCUGGCGGGCCAUCACCAAAAGUGAUCCUGCUUCCAGUUUGGCUUCUGAAGGGGGAGCAGCCACAGCCCUUCGGGAAAUGGAAGAAUAUCUCCACGACAACGUAGACCAUAUUGGAGAAAACGCGGACCCCAUGCUGUAUUGGCAAGGGAAGAUGGCGAUGUGGCCGGCUCUCUUCAAGGUGGCCGUAUUCCACUUUGGGUGCCCGCCAACAUGUUCGUCAUCUUCUGAAGAUCUCUGCGGAACUCCCAGUUCAUCAGGAUCAAGAGACCACCCCAAGAACCUUUCCCCAGCUAACGUUAAAAUGUUUGCGUUCAUCCGUAAGAAUCGCCACCUCAUCCCUCCAGAUUGGAGGCUCUCCCUUGGAGAUCUUUCUUCCCAGAGUCCCCUGGGUCCAAGAGAAGACCUGAGUGUGGAAGAGGAAGAUGACCUUCUAAGACUGGAUGAAGAGCAUGAGGACAAGUGACGAAGAAAACUUCUGGACAUGGAUUG
Molecule: messenger RNA, 2612 nt
Organism: Thamnophis sirtalis
Lineage: Eukaryota; Metazoa; Chordata; Lepidosauria; Squamata; Natricidae
Product: zinc finger BED domain-containing protein 6
Cellular component (GO): nucleus
Molecular function (GO): DNA binding
Source: RefSeq, a predicted model, not a curated record